Molecule: messenger RNA, 443 nt
Organism: Rotaria sordida
Lineage: Eukaryota; Metazoa; Rotifera; Eurotatoria; Philodinida; Philodinidae
Source: the annotation of a GenBank genome assembly
AUGUCAUAUGAAGGAGGUAUUGUCUGUGCUGGUACAAUUGUUAUCGAUUAUGUUAUAAUUGUUGAUCGAUGGCCAUUAGAAAGUUCUUUAUCAAAUAUUUAUCAUGAAACAAAAACAGGUGGUGGUGGUCCAUUUAAUGUUCUUAAAGAUUUACGUUCAAUGGAUAUGAAUUUACCAUUAUCUGUUGUUGGUUUCUUAGGUAAUGAUGAUAAUGGUCAAUGGUUAAUAGAUGAUUGUAAAAAAUCUGAUAUUGAUGUUCAUCAAUUGCAUAAAACUAAAGAUAGUACACCAACAUCAUAUACAUAUGUAAUGAGUGUUGAAUCAACUGGUCGACGAACAUUUUUUAAUCAACGUGGUACAAAUGCAUUACUUACGGAUAUUCAUUUUGAUUUUAACCAUAUAGUUAAUAAAAAACAUUGUAAUUUAUUUUAUCUUAGUUAUUU